ACUGCAAUUCUUUGACAAUUAAGCUAAAGAAUCAGCAAUGGAACUUCGUCUACUUCUUCUUGUAUCUUCUGAUUCCCUUCCUUGGUACUACUACAUGCUCACAUUCCUAACUCUUUCUUGGCUGUCAUGGAAAGUUUUAACGACAAACAGACGUCGGAAAACACCACCAACGGCGGCUGCUCCUCCCGGCAACCUCGGAUUCCCCGUCAUCGGAGAAACCAUCCAGUUCAUGGCCGCCGCUGCCAACACCCAAAAAGGCUUCUACCACUUUGUUCAUCUCCGAAGACUCAAAUAUGGGGUUUGCUUCAAGACGAGAAUAUUUGGGGAGACGCAUGUUUUCGUGUCGAGCGCGGAGGCGGCGAAGGCGGUUUUGGGCAACGAGAAAGGGAGGUUUACGAAGAGAUAUAUAAAGUCCAUUGCAGAGCUAGUCGGAGAUCAAAGUUUACUAUGUGCUUCUAUCCGACAACAUAAACUGUUGCGACCUAGUUUCACUCAUUUGUUCUCCACGAACUCUGUAUCCUCCAUGGUUCCACUGUUUGAUGAAUUGAUUUUGAAGGCGGUUGGAACAUGGCAUCACCAAGCCACUGUUAUUGUCCUCCAUCAAGCUCUACAGAUUACAUUUAAAGCAAUCUGCAAGAUGGUGUUGAGCAUGGAAGACGAGGAAGAGCUACAAGCUUUGCAAAGAGAUGUGGGGCUUGUCUAUGGAGCAAUGCUUGCAUUUCCUCUGAGAUUACCUUGGACCAGAUUCUACAAUGGCCUCCAGGCCAGAAAAGGGGUCACGAGGAAGCUGGGGAAGAUAAUCAAGGAAAGAAGAAUGGGGCCAAGAGGAAAAUAUGAUGAUUUUCUGCAACACCUGUUACUGGUGAAGAAGGAUAAUGAGAAUGGUGAUGAUGAUGAUGAUGAUGAAAACAAUUUGUUGACAGAUGAGCAGAUCACAGAUAACAUUUUGACCAUGAUCAUUGCAGGACAAGACACAACUGCUAGUGCCAUUGCUUGGAUGAUAAAGUAUUUGGAUGAAAAUGAAGAGGCCCUCAACCAGCUUAAGAUUGAGCAAUGGUUGGUACAAGAAAAGAUUUCCAUGAAAACAUUCCUAACACUAGAAGACCUUAACCACAUGCCAUAUGCGUUGAAGGUUGUUAAGGAAUCACUUAGGAUGGCAUCCAUAGUCCCAUGGUUUCCUAGAGUAGCACUCCAAGAUUGCGAAAUCGAAGGUUAUGAAAUUAAGAAAGGUUGGAAUGUUAACGUUGACGCCAAAUCAAUACAUUUUGAUCCACAUGUAUACGAUGAUCCCAACAAGUUCAUCCCCUCGAGGUUCGAUGAUGAUGCAAAACCAUACAGCUUCUUAGCUUUUGGAACAGGCGGGAGAACAUGCAUCGGGUUGAACAUGGCCAAGGCAAUGAUGUUGGUCUUUCUCCAUCGUUUGGUCACUAUAUACGAGUGGGAAGUGAUUGACAAAGACUGGAGCGUAGAAAAAUGGACACUUUUUUCAAGAUUAAAAAGUGGUUGUCCUAUACAUGUUACACGUAUCAACAAAAGUUUUACUUCAUCAACACCAUAAUAUAUAUACAUAAAAGGUCAAGCCAAUGCAACAUUGGUAUACAUAAUAUGUGUACUAUGUUUUAUGCUAAUGACGAUGAUGAUCAUAGUAGGUACAUUAAAUCAUUAAUAGUAGACAUAAUGUGUACUAUGUAUUAUCAAACAUUUUUUUAGU
This is a messenger RNA of Ipomoea nil (Japanese morning glory), 1711 nucleotides long. Its product is annotated as abscisic acid 8'-hydroxylase 4. Gene Ontology annotation, biological process: brassinosteroid biosynthetic process; brassinosteroid homeostasis; multicellular organism development. The transcript is spliced from 10 exons. Gene Ontology annotation, molecular function: oxidoreductase activity, acting on paired donors, with incorporation or reduction of molecular oxygen; iron ion binding; heme binding. The coding region runs from base 38 to 1558 and encodes 506 amino acids. NCBI's taxonomy places the organism in Eukaryota, Viridiplantae, Streptophyta, Magnoliopsida, Solanales, Convolvulaceae. The record is from RefSeq and is a predicted model, not a curated record.